AUGCGCUCUGCCGCCGAGGCCAAGGGCUACCGCCCUGUCGACGCUGCCGACGAGACUGGCGACUGGGACGCCGAUCUGACUCGUCGCGAGGCGCGGCUGGCGCAAAGAGAGAAGCGUUGUCGGGCCAUACUCUUUGGCAACGCCCUCGUAUUUUUCCUGUCGCUGUGCUUUCUCGCCAUGGCUCGUCUCUCCAAGCCCUCGCUGCUUGAGUGCGACAAGAUGACCUCGCCGUACUCACCGGUUUUCAACGGAGGCGUCAAGCACUGGGAGGGCGACUUUGAAAACACGUUUAAUCAGACGUCAAAGUAUAGAGGGCCGCCGACGCUCGAACUUGAGAAUGCUUGGGAGGAACUUUGGUAUCAGCCUGGUGUUGGCCUCACCCUUGACGACAUCGCCAAGCUCAACAAGACCCGUGCCGGCGUCAGCUUUACCGAAAUCGAAGGCAGCGAUCCCAAGAACCCGACCUACGCCAGCACCCUCGAAGUCUUUCACCAGCUUCAUUGUCUCAGCCUCAUCCGCCAAGCGACCUGGCCGUUGCGCAUGUUCAACGAGAGCUGGCAUUCGUACCCGUGGUUUCUGACUGACGAGCUGGGUGGCCGCAUGCACGUCGACCACUGCCUCGAGUCCCUGCGUCUCAGUCUCAUGUGCUACGCCGACGUUACGCCCGUCCUGGCAGAGAAUAACCCAAUGCGGCCCACGGGCCUGCAGCUCGACUUCAACGUCCACCACAAGUGCCGCAACUACGACAAGUUGCUCGAGCAUGUGCAGGCUCACGGCGUUGAUGUGCCGGCUGAACUCAAGAACCGCGUGCAAAGUAACAUUACAAGCAUCACGCAGUGA
Molecule: messenger RNA, 840 nt
Organism: Beauveria bassiana ARSEF 2860
Lineage: Eukaryota; Fungi; Ascomycota; Sordariomycetes; Hypocreales; Cordycipitaceae
Product: tat pathway signal sequence
Exons: 5
Coding region: 1-840 (279 amino acids)
Biological process (GO): mycotoxin biosynthetic process
Source: RefSeq, a predicted model, not a curated record